This is a messenger RNA of Penicillium daleae, 1755 nucleotides long. Its product is annotated as transcription factor domain-containing protein. The transcript has 5 exons. Gene Ontology annotation, cellular component: nucleus. The record is from RefSeq and is a predicted model, not a curated record. Gene Ontology annotation, biological process: regulation of DNA-templated transcription. Gene Ontology annotation, molecular function: DNA-binding transcription factor activity, RNA polymerase II-specific; zinc ion binding; transcription cis-regulatory region binding. Bases 1 to 1755 code for a protein of 584 amino acids. Lineage: Eukaryota; Fungi; Ascomycota; Eurotiomycetes; Eurotiales; Aspergillaceae.
AUGGCGUCCACCCAACUCCAAAGUGGGACCCCUGCACCCUACGGCCGGGCUUGUAUCAACUGUUCUCGUGCCAAAAGCAAAUGUAUUCUUCUUGCCGCUGGAAAUGGUUGCGAAAGAUGCCAACGGCUCAGUAAAGAAUGUCGGCCAUCACCAACAGUGCGAAAGCGAAAUGGACGCUCCUCUGCUUCGAGAACGGCUCAACUAGAAGCCAAGCUUGAUAACAUUGUAUCAUUGCUCCAGACUAGCGGCGCGCCAACCGGCAUCCCCACCGAUUGGGAGGCCACAUCGCCAGCCACGGGGCAACAUACUUCACAAAGUCAAGCCACUGCUUCAUCAUGCAGCUAUCAUUCGGAGGGUAUUCCUACCCCGCCAGCAACGGCGUCACCGCCCCAAAGUAGCAACACAAUAGAGGAUCUCUGUGCUGCUCUUCCGAUUUCUCCGGAGACGGCCGAACAGACUCUUACUUUCUUCCGCACGGAGAAUAUGAAAUAUCUCCCAUUCGUGCACAUUCCCUCUCAUAUGACCUCACAGCAACUACGCCAAGAAAAGCCAUUCUUCUGGCUAUGCAUUAUGGCCGUUUUGACACCGGGGAGUAUUCAAAGGGAUUCUGUCUUCUUAAAAAUCACCGAAUUCAUUCACCAAAAGGUACUUGUGGAUGUGGCUCCAAGCAUGGACAUGCUGCUUGGGAUCAUGACUUUUAUAUCAUGGACGGUGUAUUCUCGAAGGCCAUUCCUCAACUUCUAUGCCCAUAUAGUAAUGGGCCUUGUUUGUGAUCUCGGCAUCAACAAACCAGUUCCCACAGAAUAUUCAACCAUGCAAGCCUUCAAAUGUGCCGUAGGUGCUAAGCCGAAUAUCCCUACCUCCAGAACACUGGAAGAGCGAAGAGCCGUGUUGGGUUGCUUCUUGAUCACAUCAAGUGUUGCAUUGACAAUGUCAAGAAUUGAUGCUCUCAGAUGGACUCCACACAUGGAAGAGUCUUUGUCAAUUCUGAUGAAUGCCAAGGAAUGUCCCGAUGAUGAGCGUCUGGUCACACUAGUCAAGAUCCAUCUAGUCAUGGAUAAGGUGUACCAUCUGCAACGUGAUGGAGACAGUCACCUCCCAUCCACCUUUUAUACCAAAGCAUUUCAAUCUCAGCUUGAAUCCGUCAAGAGCUCAAUUCCAAGUCACCUACAAGAGGACAGAUCUAUCCUCUUAUAUCUUGCCAACGCUGAACUCACCAUCCAUGAGGUCGCCCUACGAGAACCCUCUACACCCAACUCGCCAGAAUUGCACAGACUAGAAAGUCUCUACACAUCUCUCCACGCAGCAAAAUCCUGGUUGGAUCUCUGGCUAUCUGUGCCAACCGAAAAGUACAUGGCCGUCUCCUUCACUAUCUUCUUCCAAUUUUCCCGCGCCCUCGUGAGCCUGUACAGACUUUCAAUCCUCGAUGACCCUGCUUGGGAUAAGACACUUGUGCGAAACACGGCCAAUGUUCUCGAUUAUCUCGACAGAAUGGGCUAUAUGAUGAAGAAAUGCGCGGACCACCUCGCAGUACCUCACCAGCCAGAAUGGAACAUCUUCGAAAAGGGAAAGACGAUGGUCCAGUGCAUUAAAGAAGGAUGGGAGCCAAAGCUCAUGGAGAUAUGGUAUCCAAGCUUACCUUCUAACGGGGUGGAGACUACGCUUGAUCCACCUAAUCCUGCAAUCCUUGCUGACAUAUUGCCGAUGAAUGGGUUUGAUGACGCGUGGAUGAUGGAGGUAUUUGGUUCGAUGUGA